This is a messenger RNA of Alexandromys fortis (reed vole), 6221 nucleotides long. RefSeq names its product MDS1 and EVI1 complex locus (gene Mecom). Gene Ontology annotation, biological process: regulation of transcription by RNA polymerase II. The record is from RefSeq and is a predicted model, not a curated record. The transcript is spliced from 18 exons. Gene Ontology annotation, molecular function: protein binding; histone H3K9 methyltransferase activity; chromatin insulator sequence binding. Gene Ontology annotation, cellular component: chromosome. Bases 2326 to 6051 code for a protein of 1241 amino acids. NCBI's taxonomy places the organism in Eukaryota, Metazoa, Chordata, Mammalia, Rodentia, Cricetidae.
UUUUGAAGAAUGGUGGCACUCUGUCUUCUCACAGUGACUUGGCUUGGGGACACAAAAGACUGUGUUUGCUACCUCAGUUAGAAGAACCACUUCUGCCGAAACUUUAGAAAGAUCUUUGAGAAAGACUGGCACACUGAAAGACGGGAAGGGGGGCUUAAACACCAGAGGAGGUCGACACCCCCAGCUGGUUUCCAUUGCUCUGGUCCCUCAACCUUCUGUAAAAGUUUAAAAGACCGAUAGCUUUACAUCUGGAGAUUCAGAUACUUUAGAUUCGGCCCUGUCUUUCAGCCUCUAUCUAUUGCUCUUGACUGAAACCAUCCUUUCUUAUAGUCAACCCCACGAUUUGUACUUUCUCAGCGUAAAAUAAAAGUUCAGUGUCCAAGUGGGUCUUAUUUUUAACCUCAGAGUUUGGCAACAUGGUCCCUUCUUUUCUUAGAAAAUUCCAGCAGAUCUAACCCAGGUGUUGGCAGACUCCCUAGGGUCCAGGUGAAGGGAACCUGUAGGGAAGUGAGAAGGGUGACUGCUGCCCACAUCCGUUCUUCCUUUAAUCUCCACAGAGUGUCCAGUGAAAUGAAAUAUCCCAGUCCAGGAUACUGUGCUGGCCCUAGGUGCCAGGCCCUGGAGAAUUCCACCUACUUUCAGGGAGGCCCAAACACCUCUAGAUUCUGACCGCUGGGAUCCUCUUGGGCUGUCCUCUGUCUUCUACCUAACUGAGGAUACCCCCUCAAAGUCUCUUAUAGACAAGAAGCUGCUGCAUGAACUCCUUGCUGGUCAGCCUAGUAUGUUUCCCUAGAGAAUUUGUUCCCUCCAGGGAGUCUCACGCUCACGCCUCUAUUUCCCCCUAAGGACAUUUACUGGUUAGAAGGGGGAGCUAGUAGAUUUGGGGGGUCUUUGGAGUUGUGGACCUGUGUUGACUCACGUACGGCCUUUGCACAUACUAAAAGUACACGCAUGCAACCUGCGUGCACAAGGCAACUGGAGCUCUGGUAAAAUCCCAGACGCCUCUUGGGGGAAAGGGAGAUGGCAGACCCUGGUGUUCCUAUAUGUGGACACCGGAACUUUCUCCUCUGGAAGCUGUUCCACUCCCGUUCUCUGUCAUCUCCUCCUUUACCUCCUCUUUUUCUUCCUCCUAUUUCAAGGUCGCACAUCUUGGGAUGCUCCCUUGGGAGCUGUAGCUUGGCUCUCCAGGGACCUGUAUUUUACAGCUGGACGCCCCUGGAAUUACACGGAUCUGCAGAAGGAGAGGUGGUAUGCGAGUGGAAUUUCCCCUCUUCCUCCUUCUGGUGACCCCAGAGGUUGUAGGUUUCAGAGAGUGAGUGGAAAUGGCAGGCGGGCUGCGCUGCAGCAGGAGGCCGGAAGGUGACGGCCGACCUUAGGCGAGGCAGGAGGUCUUGGAUGUCAAACGUCCGAGCCCGCCGGGACCUGGGAAUGAAGGGCAAUUGUUGCUACUUGAUGGGAACAGACUGCUGAAAUGUUCCAAGGAUAGCAGCUACCGUUGGUGCUACAGCUAAAAUCGAGAAACGGUUAUUCAUCCAAAGCGGAAGCCCAGGAACUUCAGCAGGAGAGCAACAGCAAGAGCAGCUCUCUCAAGUUCAAGAUGCUUCUCGUCUUCUCCGGGAUAAUGCGUUCACGGUCCAGCCCUCAACCUAGUUCUUUUGUAGAGGGAAAGAUUUAUCCUGAAGUUUUUCUCCUCCUCCUCCUCUCUUGUUUCCCUUAUAGACAAUGUAAUUUAUGGCGGAGAAAACAUUAAUAAUAAUUAUAAUAAGGCUUAUUGUUGACUCCCACACAGACAUACUUCUCUGUCCCACGAAUCAAUUCUCUGUCCAAGACUUUUCAUUUCUUUUAUUUUUUUCUUUUUUCCUUUGGGCGAGGUGUCUGCUUCCCUCCAGCUCCCCGCUCUCGCUCCCCGCCCCCUGCCGCCCUCCCCGUAGCUCCCUUUCUCCGCCUCCUCGGCGAUUGCCAUCUGACAAGAUCUCCAAAUCAAAGUGAUAAAUCGCUCCAAACUUUUUUUGGCGGCGUUGAGAUGUUGGAGGGGCGUCUAGCGCGCAUGUGCGAAGGUGUCCAAACUGACAAUGCUAGAGAUAGCGAGUGUGGAUUGAGAGAAAGAGAGAGAGGGAGGGAGAGAGAGUGAAAGACGGAGUGUGGAAGUGUGUGUGCGUGCGUGACACACACAUACACACAGAGGGGAAAGAGAGAGAGAGAGAGAGAGAGAGAGAGAGAGAGAGAGAGAGAGAGAGAGAGAGAGGAGGGAGAGAGACCAAAAGAAGGAAAAGAUCCAAGAAAAAAAACCAACCACCCAGCAGCGACUGCAGGACUGGGCACAGCAUGAGAUCCAAAGGCAGGGCAAGGAAACUGGCCACAAGUAAUGAGUGUGCUUAUGGCAAUUACUCUGAAAUACCUUUGGAAGAAAUGCCCGAUGCUGAUGCAGAUGGGGUAGCCAACGUUCCCUCCCUCCACAUCCAAGAGCCAUGCUCUCCUGCCACAUCCAGUGGGUCAUUCACUCCCAAGGAGGGCUCUCCUUACAAAGCCCCCAUCUACAUCCCCGAUGACAUCCCCAUUCCUGAUGAGUUUGAACUUCGAGAGUCAAAUAUGCCGGGAGCAGGACUUGGAAUAUGGACCAAGAGGAAGAUUGAAAUAGGCGAAAAGUUCGGGCCAUACAUGGGAGAGCAGAGGUCGGACCUGAAAGAUUCCAGCUAUGGAUGGGAGAUCUUAGAUGAGUUUUGCAAUGUGAAGUUCUGCAUAGAUGCCAGUCAACCAGAUGUAGGAAGCUGGCUCAAGUACAUCAGAUUUGCUGGCUGUUAUGAUCAGCACAACCUUGUUGCAUGCCAGAUAAAUGACCAGAUCUUCUACCGAGUAGUCGCAGACAUUGCGCCUGGGGAGGAGCUCCUGCUGUUCAUGAAGAGUGAAGAGGAUCCCCAUGAGCCCAUGGCACCUGACAUCCAUGAAGAACGGCAGCACCGCUGUGAGGACUGUGACCAGCUCUUCGAGUCCAAGGCUGAACUAGCCGAUCACCAGAAGUUUCCAUGCAGCACACCCCACUCCGCCUUCUCCAUGGUAGAAGAGGACUUGCAGCAAAACCUUGAGAGUGAGAGCGAUCUGCGAGAGAUCCAUGGCAACCAGGACUGUAAGGAAUGUGACCGAGUUUUCCCUGAUCUGCAAAGCUUGGAGAAGCACAUGUUGUCACAUACCGAGGAGAGAGAAUACAAGUGUGAUCAAUGUCCCAAGGCGUUUAACUGGAAGUCCAACUUAAUUCGCCACCAGAUGUCACAUGACAGUGGAAAGCACUAUGAAUGUGAAAACUGUGCCAAGGUUUUCACGGACCCUAGCAACCUUCAGCGACACAUUCGGUCUCAACAUGUUGGUGCCCGGGCACAUGCUUGCCCGGAGUGCGGUAAAACAUUUGCCACGUCGUCAGGCCUCAAGCAACACAAACACAUCCACAGCAGUGUGAAGCCCUUCAUCUGUGAGGUCUGCCAUAAAUCCUAUACUCAGUUUUCAAACCUUUGUCGUCAUAAGCGCAUGCAUGCUGAUUGCAGAACCCAAAUCAAGUGCAAAGACUGUGGACAAAUGUUCAGCACUACGUCUUCCUUAAAUAAACACAGGAGGUUUUGUGAGGGCAAGAACCAUUUUGCGGCAGGUGGAUUUUUUGGCCAAGGCAUUUCACUUCCUGGAACCCCAGCUAUGGAUAAAACGUCCAUGGUUAAUAUGAGUCAUGCCAACCCGGGCCUGGCUGACUAUUUUGGCACCAAUAGGCAUCCUGCUGGUCUUACCUUUCCAACAGCUCCUGGAUUUUCCUUUAGCUUUCCUGGUCUGUUUCCUUCAGGCUUGUACCACAGGCCUCCUCUGAUACCUGCUAGUCCUCCUGUUAAAGGACUGUCAAGUACUGAACAGUCAAACAAAUGUCAAAGUCCCCUCUUGACACAUCCUCAGAUACUGCCAGCUACACAGGAUAUUUUGAAGGCACUGUCUAAACACCCACCUGUAGGGGACAAUAAGCCAGAGGAACUGCUGCCCGAGAGGUCCUCUGAAGAGAGGCCCCUUGAGAAAAUCAGUGACCAGUCAGAGAGUAGUGACCUUGAUGAUGUCAGUACACCAAGUGGCAGUGACCUGGAGACAACCUCGGGCUCUGACCUGGAAAGUGACCUUGAAAGUGAUAAAGAGAAAUGUAAAGAAAAUGGUAAAAUGUUCAAAGACAAAGUAAGCCCUCUGCAGAAUCUGGCGUCAAUAAAUAAUAAGAAAGAAUACAGCAAUCAUUCCGUUUUCUCAGCAUCUGUAGAGGAGCAAACCGCGGUGUCAGGAGCUGUGAAUGAUUCUAUAAAGGCUAUUGCGUCUAUUGCUGAAAAAUACUUUGGUUCCACAGGACUGGUGGGGCUGCAAGACAAAAAAGUCGGAGCGUUACCUUACCCUUCCAUGUUUCCCCUCCCAUUUUUUCCAGCAUUCUCUCAAUCAAUGUACCCAUUUCCUGAUAGAGACUUGAGGUCGUUACCUUUGAAAAUGGAACCCCAAUCACCAAGUGAAGUAAAGAAACUGCAGAAGGGAAGCUCUGAGUCCCCUUUUGACCUCACCACUAAGCAAAAGGAUGAGAAACCCUUGUCUUCAGUCCCCUCGAAGCUUCCAGCCACACCUGCCACAAGCCAAGACCAACCCCUGGAUCUCAGUAUGGGCAGUAGGAGUAGAGCAGGUGGGACAAAGUUGACUGAACCUCGAAAAAACCAUGUAUUUGGGGAAAAGAAAGGAAGCAAUAUGGAAACAAGACCGACUUCAGAUGGCUCCCUGCAGCAUGCGAGACCUACUCCCUUCUUCAUGGACCCCAUUUAUAGAGUAGAGAAAAGAAAGCUCACCGACCCACUUGAAGCUCUGAAAGAAAAAUACUUGAGACCUUCUCCGGGGUUCUUAUUUCACCCACAAUUCCCACUACCUGACCAGAGAACAUGGAUGUCAGCUAUUGAGAACAUGGCAGAGAAGCUGGAGAGCUUCAGCGCCCUGAAGCCCGAGGCCAGUGAGCUCCUUCAGUCGGUGCCCUCUAUGUUCAGCUUUAGAGCACCUCCCAACACCCUGCCCGAGAACCUGCUGAGGAAGGGGAAAGAGCGCUACACCUGCAGAUACUGUGGCAAGAUUUUUCCAAGGUCUGCGAACCUAACACGGCACUUGAGAACCCACACAGGAGAGCAGCCUUACAGGUGCAAAUACUGUGAUCGGUCCUUCAGCAUUUCCUCCAACCUGCAGCGGCACGUCCGCAACAUCCACAACAAGGAGAAGCCGUUUAAGUGUCACUUGUGUGACAGAUGUUUUGGUCAACAAACCAAUCUCGACAGACAUCUGAAGAAACACGAGAAUGGAAACAUGUCUGGUACGGCAACGUCAUCGCCUCACUCAGAGCUAGAAGGCACAGGCGCGAUCCUGGAUGACAAAGAGGAUGCCUACUUCACAGAGAUCCGAAAUUUCAUUGGGAACAGCAACCAUGGGAGCCAGUCUCCUCGGAACAUGGACGAGAGGAUGAAUGGCAGUCAUUUUAAAGAUGACAAGGCUUUGGUAACCAGCCAGAAUUCUGAUCUACUGGAUGAUGAAGAAGUAGAAGAUGAGGUGUUGUUGGAUGAGGAGGAUGAAGACAAUGAUAUGCCUGGCAAAUCCAGAAAGGAGCUGGGGCCAGCUAAUUUAGAUGAAGAAAUCCCCGAGGAUGAGUAUGAAGAAGCCGGUGCCCUGGAGAUGCAUUGUAAGACAUCCCCUGUGAGGUAUAAAGAGGAAGACUAUAAAUCUGGCCUUUCUGCUCUAGACCACAUAAGACACUUCACAGAUAGCCUCAAAAUGAGGGAGAUGGAAGAGAAUCAAUACACUGACGCUGAGCUGUCUUCCUUUAGUUCUGCCCAUGUGCCCGAGGAGCUUAAACAGCCGUUACACAGAAAGUCCAAGUCACAGGCGUAUGCUAUGAUGCUGUCACUGGCCGACAAGGAGUCCCUCCAUCCUGCCUCCCACAGCUCCUCCAACGUGUGGCACAGCAUGGCAAGGGCUGCAGCAGAAUCCAGUGCCAUCCAGUCCAUAAGUCAUGUAUGACGUUGUCGAGGUUGAGCAGAGUGGGACCAAGUCCAACAGUAGCAUGGCUCUUUCCUAGAGAACACUUUACAAGACUGCUGAGCAGAAUGCCUUAUCAACCGAAAGGGUCACUCAUUUCAAGUUUGGUGACCUUAAACUGAAUGAUUAAAGAAAAAGAGAGAGAAAAAAAA